AUGGAGCAUGACAAAGAUGGAGCGAAGCCAGAGCAGAGCUUCCAGCAGAACGCAGACGGCAAGCAGGGCAACCGAGAGAGAAUGAACCUAGACGAUGUGGUCUGGGCGCCCUGCCCUAAAGAUGGCUACAAAACCGCCAAAAUCAAAGACAUCGGAGCAACAGAUAUAACAGUGAAAUUCUCCGACGGCUCUCCUGGUGUCUUUGGCUAUGACGACAUCUAUCCGACUGAGAAGGACUUGAAACGAACCGUGGAUGACAACUGCGCGUUGAUGUACUUGAACGUGGCCAACUUAUUGAACAACUCGAAGGAGCGCUACAUCAAUGACAAAUUUUACACCUACGUUGCCAACAUUCUAGUCGCCAUUAAUCCCUACAAGAAUAUUAAAGGUUUUUAUGAUGCUGCUACAAUCAAAGCCUAUAAAGGCAAGUCGCUUGGAACUCUGCCCCCACAUUGCUUUGCAAUCGCUGACAAGUCGUAUCGUGAUAUGAAGGUGUUCAAUCAGUCGCAAUCCGUGAUUGUUUCCGGCGAAUCCGGCGCCGGAAAAACAGAGAACACCAAGUUCAUGAUCAACUACCUCGUGCACAACUACGGCUCAGGACAAAGCUCGCUUGAUGCGAAAAUUAUUGAAGCGAAUCCGCUUCUUGAAGCCUUUGGAAAUGCGAAAACCGUUCGAAACAACAACUCUUCCCGCUUUGGAAAGUUUAUUGAAGUCCACUUUAACGAGAAGCACGCCGUCGAUGGCGCUCAGUUUUCACAUUAUCUUCUUGAGCGCUCAAGAAUCGUCUCGCAGAACAAGAACGAGCGCAACUACCAUAUCUUCUAUCGACUAUGCGCUGGAGCCCCUGCCGAUGUCAAAGGCGCUUUGAAGCUACAAGCGCCCGAAGCAUAUCACUACCUAAAUCAAGGCGACACGAGGCUCUUUGGAUCACAGCUAAAAGAUCCCAUGCUGAAUGAUAAGGGCGAUUUUGUCCGGACCGAAAACGCGAUGAAAAAGAUCGGAAUGGCAAAAGACAAAAGAAUGGAUGUUUUUAAAAUUGUCGCCGCAGUUCUCCACCUCGGAAACGUAGAAAUCAUUGAUGGCUCGAAUGGUGGAGCAGAAGUAACGCCAAAAGGUAUUCCAGCGAUUAAUGCUGCUGCAGAGCUUCUUGGAAUGGAUGCAACGCAGCUGAUCGAAUCGAUAACAACGAGGGCGACGAAAAUUCCCGGAGAAGCGACAUUAGUCAAGAAAGCUUUGAUUGCAAGAAAUGCUAUUCAUGCCAGAGAUGCUUUGGCAAAAGCUCUCUAUGCGAAACUUUUCGACUACGUGUGUGAAUUGAUCAACAAAUCCAUCCCUGCUGGUGGCUCUAGCUUCAUCGGCAUUCUGGAUAUCGCAGGUUUCGAGUACUUCGAGAACAAUUCCUUCGAGCAGUUUUGCAUCAACUACUGCAACGAGAAGCUCCAGCAGUUUUUCAACAAGCGAACUUUGAAAGAUGAAAUGGAACUUUACAAAACUGAAGGUCUCAAAACAAAAGGCGUUGAAUACAUCGAUAACCAGGAUAUGAUCGAGCUGAUCGAAAAACCCCGCGUAGGAAUCAUUGACGUUUUGGAUGAAGAGAUGAAAUUGCCUAAGCCGCUGGACUCUCACUUUGCGGAAACACUUUACAACAAUCACAGGAAAAACGGGCGCUUCCUCUCGCCCCGAAAAUCACCUGUGACAAAGUACAAAGCGCUGACUGACUCUGAGGCGUUCAUUUUGCGACAUUUCGCGGGAGCUGUUUGCUACAAUGUCAACGGCUUCGUCGACAAGAAUACGGACGGCCUUCAUGAUUCCCUCCUCCAACUUUGCGCCACUGCCAAACAUUCCAUUCUCGUCAAGAUGUUCGCCGCUGAUGCAAAGCGAAAAACCGGCCGCGGCAAACUUCAACUCAAAUCAAAUGGUUCCACCUUCCGGACGAAUUUGAACAUUCUGAUGGAGAAGCUCAACUCAACUGGUUCUAGCUUCAUCCGCUGCAUCAAGCCCAACGAGAAAAUGGCGCCACAAGAAUUCAACGGCGCAAGUAUCAUGAGCCAAUUGCAUUCUGCUGGUAUUCCCGCUGUUUUGGAGCUGAUGCAAGCUGGCUAUCCCUCCAGGACGCACUUCUCCGAUCUUUACGGAAUGUACAAAAAGCACAUGCCGGCGAAACUGUCGAAGCUGGACCCGAAAUUGUUCACUCGAGCUCUUUUCCAGGCGUUGGGACUCAACACCAACGAUUUCACCUAUGGCGUGUCCAAAGUUUUCUUCAAGCCCGGAAAAUUCGCCGCCUUUGAUCAGAUGAUGAACGGCGAUCCAGAGCACCUGCGCGAGAUGCUCAAAAAGUUGAGCAGUGGCUCAUCAAAGCCAGAUGGAGAUACUACAUUCACGGCGUAUGGAUGGCGAUCAAACUCGAAAAGAAAAUCGAGUAUCGAAGAGCUGCAGCAACAACAGUUCAGGCCUACUGGCGAGGAUGGCUCGUCCGUCGUCGACAAAAGCUCGUUUUGGAGCUCUUCCGUCGAUCCAAGAAUCUCGUCGCUCGAUCAGAUGAGCUCAUUCAAGCGGCGUCGAAGGUUCCGAAAGAGCAAGAACGGCUCAGAAAACUGGAAGAAGAACGCAGGCGGAAAGAAGAAGAAGAACGCCAGCGAAAAUUGGAAGAAGAAGAACGAAAAAGAAAGGAGGAAGAAGAGCGAAAAAUGCGGGCAGAAAUGGAAAAACAACGAAAAAUUGAGGAAGCAAGGCAAAAGAAGAGGAACAAAAAUGCAAAAGAUCCAGGCUCAAAUGGAAGCCGACAUGGCAAGGACCGCUGCUGAGGAAACUGCGAAGCGACAACGGGAGGAACAAGAACGACGCGAUAGGGAGCUUGCCUCGCGACUUCAAAUGGAGCAAGAUGAAGAUGCUUCUCAAAUUGGUCUAUCCACAGCUCCAACGCGGCAAAAGAAUAUCGCCAAGAACGAAAAGGGACAGAGAUAUGACCUCACAAAGUGGAACUACGCUCAACUGAGAGAUUUUAUCAACACAAGCAGCGACGUUGAAAUGAUAAAAAGUUGCAGGGAAGAGUUUGCGCGAAGACUGCAAGCUUAUCACAAGUGGAAAGACCAGAACAAAGCAUCUGGGCAGAGCACUGGAACACAGUCAGAAGCUAGAAUGCCCGAUAACGUUCGUGCGAUGGCGGAACAAGCUGUCAGUCAAACGGGUUCAUCAGCGCCGGUGACAGUAAAUAAAAAACAGCGAUACUUCAAAGUUCCUUUCAAUCCUCGACAGGGAGGUGCGAAACUAGGUUGGUGGUAUGCUCACUUCGAUGGCAAUUACGUGAAGCGGCAGAUGGAGCUCCAUCCGAACAAAGAGCCCAUCCUGCUAAUUCGUGGAAGACAUGACUUGGAGAUGUGCGAGCUGAGUCUUGAGAAAACCGGACUUACAGGUCGCAAAGGCGCCGAGAUCUUCCCACAUAUAUUCGACGAGAUGUGGGAGCGCUGUGGUGGGAAGCUCAUUACCGAUUGGAAGCCGCCACCACGUAGAAAGCAGAACUGA
This is a messenger RNA of Oikopleura dioica, 3522 nucleotides long. Lineage: Eukaryota; Metazoa; Chordata; Appendicularia; Copelata; Oikopleuridae. The record is from the annotation of a GenBank genome assembly.